This is a messenger RNA of Aspergillus neoniger CBS 115656, 612 nucleotides long. RefSeq lists its product as uncharacterized. The transcript has 2 exons. The record is from RefSeq and is a predicted model, not a curated record. Lineage: Eukaryota; Fungi; Ascomycota; Eurotiomycetes; Eurotiales; Aspergillaceae. The coding region runs from base 1 to 441 and encodes 146 amino acids.
AUGAAGUUCUCUGCAGUUCUCUCUACCUUCCUGGUAGCCGGCCUGGUUGUCGCUGCUCCUCCUGCUCCACGCCCUACUGAUAUCCAAGCUCACCACCACCCCAACCCUCCUCCCAACGCUCCUCUUCCAAAACCCCACGACAACAACAAGCGUGACGCCCCGGAGCCUCCUAAGGAUGAGCCUACACCCGACGCUCCCAAGCCUGUGAAUGAUCCCCAGCCCCAUGAUCAGCCCAAGCCCAUCCCUCAAUACCCUAAGGACGGACCCCUUCCCAACGACCCGAAUCCCCCACAGAAGCGCGACGAUGGACCGAAGCCUCCUAAGAAUCCUCAGCCAAAACCUCGGCCUCAACCAAAGCCUCAGCCGAAGUCCCAGCCGAAGCCCCAGCCUAAGCCUAAGCCCCUCGAUGACAAGCCGCAGGAUCCGCCUAGGCACAACUAGGUCAUGCGAGAUGGUGUUGCUGGGAUAGUUGUUGCGUCAGUGAUGAGUGUAUGCUUGUACGGAGCAAAUUAUGCUGCUAUUAUGGUUGCUAUGGGUAGAUAAAAGUUAACCAGAUAGAAUAAUGAGCAAAAGCUUUCUUCGGUUUUUGAUAUAAUUCCAGUUUGAUCAGGA